GACCUGGAAGCGGAAUGCGGGAGGCGGGGCCAGGCGGAGGAAGUCCGCGCAGUCGCCGUCGGGCUGCUGAGCUUCGCACUAUUUCAGAUGGCAGCUAUGAGCCUUUUUCUUCCCUCUUUAACUGAUGUUCGUGGGGUCUAGUAUAUAUCAAAUAAAAAUUUGCAAGUGGUUCACUGGUAUAUGAAAGAUGGACUCGCUGGAUCAUAUGCUCACUGAUCCAUUGGAACUGGGGCCAACUGGGGAAGGAAAUGGCACCCAAAUUAUGGAGGAUUGCAUGCUGGGAUCCAUACGCAUUAGCCUACCUGAAGAUCUUUUGGAAGAUCCUGAGAUCUUUUUUGAAGUUGUCAGUCUUUCAACCUGGAAGGAUGUGUUGGUGGAUUCACAGCGAGAACAUUUAAAAAAGUUUUUGCCCCGCUUCCCGGAAAACAAUCCCGAUUUCCAGAAUAAUCUUAUCCUGUCCCUAUUUAAUGGAGAGAACUUCCGAUUUGGAAACCCACUUCAUAUUGCUCAAAAACUCUUCCGGGAUGGACAUUUCAAUCCUGAAGUAGUGAAGUACAGACAGCUUUGCUUCAAGUCCCAGUAUAAGCGCUACCUCAGUUCCCAGCAGCAGUAUUUUUAUCGAUUGCUGAAACAGAUUCUUGCCUCCCGGAAUCAUCUGUUAGAACUCGCUAAGAAGGGGGGAUCGGAUCUGGCUGUCAAGAGAAAAUACUCAGCAGCUGCUUAUGCUGCUGAAGAACGAGAUAGACGGACGCAUCGGCGAUACCUUAAAAUCCUCAGGGAAGUUAAAGAGGAAUGUGGAGACACCACCUUAUCCUCUGAUGAAGAAGAUUUGAGUUCUUGGAUUCCAACCUCUCCAGCCCACUGUUCAAGUCCUGCUCUUCCUCUCAGAGUGAUACCCACUUUAUCAACCCAAGACAUGAAAACAGCAGAUAAAUUGGAUUUCGGUGAGAAUAGCUUGAAGAUGAUGCUGAAGAAACACCAUGAAAAGCGCAAGCGCCAACCAAAUCACCCUGAUCUGAUGACAGGAGACCUGACCCUGACUGACAUCAUGACACGUGUGAAUGCUGGCAGGAAAGGAUCUUUGGCAGCCUUGUUUGACCUUGCAGUCCUCAAAAAGAAAGUGAAGGAAAAAGAGGAGAAAAAGAAAAAGAAGCUAAAAGUGAUUAAAUCCGAGGCUGAAGAUUUCUCUGAAGCUCUUGGCAACUCUGAAGGGAUCCCUCCUGUUUCUCAAAACCCCUCCCCCAUUCCUCCCCUGUGGGAUCCCCCAUCCCUCCCAUCUGUUAAAGAAGAGCCUCUUGAAGACAUCAAGCCUUGUCUUGGAGUGAAUGAAAUUUCCUCCAGCUUCUUUGCUCUGCUUCUCGAGAUCCUGUUGCUAGAGGGCCCUGCUUGUCUCUCAGUGCUGGAAGAUAAAGUCAUGGACUGGCAAUCUUCCCCUGCCAGCACAUUAAACAGCUGGUUCUCCUUUGCCCCCAACUGGUCAGAACUGGUUUUACCUGCCUUGCAAUAUCUCACUGGAGUCAGCAGAGAUGCUUCUUCCAGUUUUUCUCCUUUUGUGGAAUUCAAGGAAAAAACUCAGCAUUGGAAACUUAUAGGCUCUUCCCAGGAUCAUGAGAAGGAGCUAGCAGCUCUCUUCCAACUUUGGUUGGAGACUAAAGACCAAGUUUUCUUCAAGGACAACGAAGAUAGCUCAGAUGCAACCACGCCAGUUCCACGAGUAAGGACAGACUACAUAGUCCGACCUAGCACUGGAGAAGAAAAACGCGUUUUCCAAGAACAGGAACGGUAUCGAUACAGCCAACCUCACAAAGCUUUUACCUUCUGUAUGCACGGCUUUGAGUCGGUGGUGGGCCCCGUGAAAGGAGUUUUUGAUAAGGAAACUUCUCUAAACAAACCCCGGGAACAUUCGCUAUUGCGAUCAGAUAGACCUGCAUACGUCACCAUAUUGUCUCUUGUUCGGGAUGCAGCUGCCCGUCUUCCAAAUGGAGAGGGAACUCGUGCUGAAAUUUGCGAGCUUCUGAAGGACUCACAGUUCCUUGCUCCUGAUGUCACAAGUGCUCAGGUUAACACUGUGGUGAGUGGUGCUUUAGAUCGGUUGCACUAUGAGAAAGACCCCUGUGUAAAAUACGAUAUUGGUCGCAAACUAUGGAUAUAUCUACACCGAGACAGGAGCGAAGAGGAGUUUGAGCGGAUUCAUCAGGCCCAGGCAGCUGCAGCAAAGGCCAAGAAGGCUCUUCAGCAGAAGCCAAAGCCGCCUACAAAGACAAAAUCCAGCACCAAGGAGAGUUCUUCGAAAGGGGUGACCACCGGCAUCUCUGAGCUCAGCCAGCUGAGCGUUAGCGAUUCCAGCAUGCCGCCAACCCCAGUUACUCCAGUGACGCCCGCUGCACUCCCUUUGCCAGCAAUGCCUAUUUCACCCCCUCCCGUCUCUGUGGUUAGCAAGAGUUUGUCUUGCGUUGCAACAGAGCCAGCAAAAUCCAGCCAGAGCAUCCUUUUGGUAUCUUCUCCCACCAUGCCCCAGCUUGGGACGUUGCUCUCAACCACACAGAGCGCUCAGGCUCAGCCUGGAUCUCAGCUAUCAACCCCACGGGCGGCUAGCCACACCACUUCCUCAGGCCUUCCUCAAGUCCGAGUAGUUGCAGCUCAGACUAGCCUUCCCCCUUUGUCUCAGCCGGCCCAGGUGGUAGCACAACAGCAGCCAUCACUAGCAUCCGUCCCUCAGAUCCGGGUUCCUUCCACUUCUGUGCAAAGCAAAGUAUUCUCUCAGGCUGUCAUGACUGUUCCAGUGAAAGCUCAGACCAGCCCAGUCCAAGUCCAGAGGACAACGGUUGCUGUAACUGGAGCAGCCAAUGUCACUGGAACAGGGAUUGCAACGCCUACACCUGUCCCCAAGCCAGCAAAUAGUUCUCCGAACACUGCAGUGGCCAACCCUUCCACCACUCCGUUGUCUUCCUCUGCCUCUUUAUCAUCUUCUUCCUCAUCCACCACUGUCCUCCAGAACGUUGCUGGCCAAAAUAUCAUUAAACAGGUGGCUAUUACCGGACAGCUAGGCAUGAAGAGCCAGACUGGGAGCAGCCUCCCACUUACCACAUCCAACUUCCGUAUUCAAGGCAAGGAUGUCCUGCGUCUUCCUCCAUCCUCCAUCACCACAGAUGCCAAGGGGCAAACAGUCCUCCGCAUCACUCCGGACAUGAUGGCCACCUUGGCCAAGUCUCAAGUCACUACUGUCAAACUCACUCAAGACCUCUUCAGCACAGCCGCCGCCGCUGGAAGCAACCCUGCAGGGAAGGGCAUCUGCGCCACUCUGCGUGUGACGUCAAGCCCCAUCCAAUCCUCGGACUCUCCUGCCAAGACCAGCACACCCAACACCUCUGCUUCACCUGGUCCUGCUGGACCAACAGUGGUCAAAGUGACGCCAGAGUUGAAAACGGUGGAGUCUGCUGGUUCUGCUUUCCGACUGAUGCCUGCUUUGGGCAUGUCCGUGGCGGACCACAAGGGCAAGGCCAUAACCACGAUAGCGUCCUCUGAAGCCAAGCCAGCGGCCACCAUAAGGAUUGUACAGGGCAUGGGAGUGAUGCCACCCAAACCUGGCCAGACAAUUACAGUAGCCACUCAUGCCAAGCAUAUGGCCUCUUCUUCUUCCGUCAGCAUCCCUGGGACCGGCCAUACCUCUACGGUUUCCCUGCCCACCAUGACGGCUUCUGUCUCCAAGGCUGUCGCCGUGGUGUCAGCGGCGGGAACACCCAUAUCCAUAGGACCAGGAACCUCCACUGUGCGACAGGUUCCUGUCAGCACCACAGUGGUUUCCACCUCCCAGCCA
Molecule: messenger RNA, 3817 nt
Organism: Thamnophis sirtalis
Lineage: Eukaryota; Metazoa; Chordata; Lepidosauria; Squamata; Natricidae
Source: RefSeq, a predicted model, not a curated record